Vanessa atalanta (red admiral) is the source of this 2880-nucleotide messenger RNA. Its product is annotated as P2R1A-PPP2R2A-interacting phosphatase regulator 1. Gene Ontology annotation, molecular function: protein serine/threonine phosphatase inhibitor activity. The transcript is spliced from 4 exons. The coding region runs from base 246 to 920 and encodes 224 amino acids. The record is from RefSeq and is a predicted model, not a curated record. NCBI's taxonomy places the organism in Eukaryota, Metazoa, Arthropoda, Insecta, Lepidoptera, Nymphalidae.
UCAGCCUCGAGCCUCUUUUUAGCUUUCCGAGUAGCGUAUUUUCAUUUUAUUUUACCUUAUCUUUUCAUUUUCGCGUUAAAAGUAAAAUUUAUGUAGUUAUUAAAGUAGUAUAACUCAUGUAUUAGUUCGUACCUAUGUGCACUUACAGUGUUACAUAAACAUUAGUGUAGAGCGCUAAUCGUAUCGGCAAUUCUUAUGCAUAUAACUACACGAUACGUCAGUUGAUGAAUGUUGGCUGAAAGAUAAUGGAUGUGGAUACUCCUAACAUAUUAAAAAGGUGCAGUAGUGCACCUCUUAUCAAUGAAGCGGCGUCUACAGCGGCAACUUCGCCUACAACCAAUACAGCGCCCAGGAGCACAUCGUUUUUCAGCAUGUUCACGAAUAACAGUUUACCGCGCACGCGCAGUAAUAGCAUCAGCUGCAGUCCUCUGUCAGCAGCGGUCAACAUACCUGGGAGUAUACAAAGCACGUGCGGCCGGCGCCUCACCCCGCGCGUGAACCAGCUGCGCGCCGAGGAGUGCGCCGACGUGAGCAACACGCGGGAGGUGGCGCACGAGCGGGAGGUGCACACCGCCAUGCAGAUGGGGCAGUCCUACGAGGACCUCACGCUGCUGGGCGGGCCCGCCAACUCGCCCACCAGGGUGCCCAGGUUCUCGCCCGUGGUGUCGCCGUCGCCCACGCGCAAGUACACGACGCGGCGCAGCCUGUCGCCCAUCGCGCUGCGGGCGUCGUCGUUCAGCCCCGUGCGGCCCAACGUGCUGGUGGGCAAGCGGCGCUGCGACGACGGCGACGCGUCGCUGUGCAAGCGCAUGUGCACGGGCCGCCUCACGCCGUCCACGCCCGGCACGCCCGACUCCGACUCGCUGGAGUGCACGUUCCGGCCCGUGUCCCCGCGCGGCGACCCCCCGCGGCCCAGCUAGUGCGCGCGGGGGCCCCGCGGGGAUCGUUCUGUGACGCUCGUCGACGCCUCCCGUGCGAGGUCGAUCGAAACGGGCCCGAUGUGUCUCGAUCGGACCUCGGGCCGGACGUGAGGUUGUAAGUACUCUCGGGUGCAUUCGAAGUAGCCUAUGGCGUUAGUUCCUAAUAGUGAACUUGUAGCGUAUUAUUCUUAUCGUAACGUAGAAGUUAAAAGCGAGUGCCCUUUUAAUAGCCAAAGCAUCCAAAACUUUAUUGUAAAUAUGUUAUGUUAGGUGCGUUCUUAUAUGACGAGCGCGUAUAUUGUAUAUAGUUUAGUUUUGUAAGUGAACGUAGCCAUUACUUUACAUAAGCUCAUUUGAGGAGUUGAAGUGUUCUCUCCUUUCAUCCCGCCUUUCGUUUAUGUAAUUAGUUAGUCAUCCCGAUCGUUUCGAUCUCUGGAGAUAAAUGUAUAGAAGUUGGAAACGAAAAUCUUAGUAAAUGAUAACACUUGUCUACUGCAAAGUUUUUUAUUACAUAAUUGAGUAACAUUUGAAAUAACAGCAUGAUGGCAGCUGUUCUAAAAUCCUUUAAUAACAUGAAUUCGAAAUAUUUUCAAUGAUGUCCAAUAAAAUAUUCAGUGUAUAAUUCUCAAAUAAAUUGUUAAUUUUUCAAAGCCGAAAUCUUAACAUAAAACAUUUUGUCAUUAUAUUAUUACAUUUAUCAUUUUUGUAUAAGUCUCGAGUAACUUUGGUCUUCGUAAUAUUUUACUCAUAGAAUUUUGUUUGUGUUCAUUAUUCACUUUGAAUAAGUUGUGCUUUUGAUUGUACCAUAUUGGUAAACUUUGUCCAUUGAAUGUUCGUUACAAUAUGCGGGCAUUUUAGUUUUAAGUUUAAUUUUACUUGCCAAGUUUGAUAUGUAUUUAUCAAUUUAUUAGUACAGGGUAAUGAACGCGUGUAGGGUUGCUACGAGAACCGUUGUAUACAAAACUUAACGAUUAUUAUCAAUGCGUUUUUUUGUCAUCGGUAUUAAAAUUGAUGGCUAGAAACAAAUAUAAUUAUUGAAUAUUUUUCGAGUAUUUCCCGUAUAUCAUAUAAACAAUUAUUGUAAUAAAAAAUAAUAAAUAUUUAUAUAUUGACAACAUUCAAUGGAAAGUUUUAUUGUGAUAGUUUGAUAACAGUAUAAUUCAAACGAAUUCAUCUAAUCUCAUACAUGCUGUUAAACAUAUAAUUUGGGUUAUAUCAUUUACCUCAAAUACACAUGUAUAUGAACUGUUAUUGUAUGCAUUUUUAUUUUGUAUAUAAAAUUAAGAUUAAUGUCAACUAAAUUCUACGAUGGAUUACUCAUUGUGUUUUUCAUUGAACUUAAAGUCAAUGACAACAGCUUGGUAUAAAUAUUAUUGAAUAUAAAUGUUAGUGUCUCCAUUAGUAGACAUAAUGAAAUUUUAACUUAUUGAACUCAGAUUUUUCAGUACUGGAUUAUUUGUGGCAGGCGCCAAGGUCCAAUGGAAUCUUGAUCCACAAUUUUUCACUCUUAAAUAUGCUGACAGUUAACAUAAUCAGAUACUUAAACUCAUCUUAUAUGCCUUGCAAAGGGCCGUUUUAAAAACAUAUUUGGCCCAAUACGCCUGGAUAUGAGCUAUCCAGGCGUAGCUGUAUCGUAAGUGUUCUGGUUCAUAAGUCACCAUUAUCAUAUAAAUACCCAAUUAAUAGAUAUAACUUUUCAAUCUGAGUGAAUCCAUCGACACAUGUUAUUAAUACGGCAUUUAACCUUUAGUAAGUAUGGGAGUUAAAGUUAAAAAUAUUUUUUGUAAUCAUUUAAUUUCAUAAAGCUGUUUGUAAUACCUAAAAAGUGCUUAUCGGCGACUGUUGUACCUAUAUGAUAUGUAUUAUAAGUAGGUUUGUUUUAUAACUUUUGUAAGUAUAGCUGGAGUCAUAGAGACUUAUAUAGAGAUAAUGUUUUCAAGUGAUUAAAUCACAACAAUGA